Penicillium verhagenii is the source of this 1785-nucleotide messenger RNA. Its product is annotated as Zn(II)2Cys6 transcription factor. Gene Ontology annotation, biological process: positive regulation of transcription by RNA polymerase II. Gene Ontology annotation, molecular function: zinc ion binding; DNA-binding transcription factor activity, RNA polymerase II-specific; transcription cis-regulatory region binding. Gene Ontology annotation, cellular component: nucleus. The transcript has 4 exons. NCBI's taxonomy places the organism in Eukaryota, Fungi, Ascomycota, Eurotiomycetes, Eurotiales, Aspergillaceae. The record is from RefSeq and is a predicted model, not a curated record. The coding region runs from base 1 to 1785 and encodes 594 amino acids.
AUGACAAGUUUUACGACCAAAGUCACCGAUACGGGUUGGGCCCAAUCCUCACCACCAGCUAUCUCUGGUACUGUCACCCCUGCCAAAAAGGUCCGAACUCGACAAACUGGCACUGCAUGGACACGUUCCGGCUGCCUAACCUGUAAAAAGCGUCGCAAAGCCUGCGAUAAGGCCAAGCCGAGCUGUAAUAAUUGCAAAAAACAAGGCCGACCUUGCGAGGGCUAUGGCUCUCUGUGGGCGGAGCCUCUAGGCCCGUCCGCGCAGAUUUUCAAAUCAAACGAUGCCACUAAUUCCACUGCUAUCUCGAAAUCAACAUCAAAAAUUGAAUCUUCACCUUCAAUUCCUCUAUCACCAUCGUUAUCACCAUUGUCCAACGCAUGGCUAGAGGCACAGUCAUAUGUCUCUAUAUCCCCAAGUGGAUCUAUUCCGUCGUCACCACGGUCUUGGUUGAGCCAGACUGAUAUAGAUCAAAAUCACGACCAACUCGAACGACAUAAUCAAGGUACUGGGGCAUUGGAACAGUCACUAGCAGUAGUCCCACGGCCACAGAAUUAUGUCAGUCAUUUAUCAGAUCACGAAUCACACUAUCUCCAAUAUCACGUCCAACAAGGUUCUCGCCUUCUCGCCAAUCUCGAGAGCGACGACAAUCCGCUUCGAUCAUUGCUCAUUCCGCGAGCAAUGUCAUCUCCACUUCUUAUGAGAGCCGUAUGCGCAAUCUCUGCACUUCAUCUCGCCAACCGUUCCCAAGGCUUCAGCGCACAAACUGCUUCAGCAACCUUUUAUGGUAGAACCCUGAAUGGGCUUCGUUCGGAGAUUGUUGGAUCGUCACCAGAGGACCUGUCAGAUAAUACCAUGCUGGCAGUGGGUCUACUAUGCAAAUAUGAGAUUGUUCGAGGCAGCGUCAAACAAUGGGUUGUGCAUCUCAAUGCGCUUCAGCGCCUGAUCACCACCCGCGGAGGCCUGCAUUCAAUGGAUCCAGAUGCAGCGCAUUUCUUAAGAGGACUAUAUUUGUAUGCAUAUAAUAUGGCCCGGAUCAGCAACCGCAGGCGAAUCACUGCUGCAGAACCCUCUCCGGCAGAAACAGACCUCGGCGCGCCUAGACUGGAUAUCUACAUCGGAUACACCGAGGAGAUCCUCGGUCUAUGCGCACGCAUCGCAGAGCUUCCAUCCUUGGGAGAUGAUAUAAUAUCCCUGCGUCUGGCAAUAGCCUCAAUAAAUGAAUCACUCCUCACCUGGUCUCACACUUCCAUCCCUUAUACUAUUCCCCAAGGCCUUACUUCCGCAUCACUCGCGCGCCUCCAGCUCGUCGCUGAAUGUUUCCGCGAUGCAGGAUUCAUCUACCUGCACUCAAUCCUCGAUCACAUGAGCAUCAAACAAAUAAGCAAAGAUUCUUCUUCCGAGCUAUAUGCUACACACUGGGCAUCUCUUAUUUCCAUCCCAAAGUCUACUGCUGUGCAUCGCUGCCUUGAGCGCGUGCAAACUUUCCCUUUGGAUGAUCAUUGCGAGUAUUCGGCUCUCACGUUCCCACUGUUUAUUGCCGGGGCUGAGAGUGAUGUGUUCGCACAUCGAAGUCUUGUCACUCAAUCGCUUGCAAAAUUGCAGAAUAAUUUUGGCAUUGGAAAUGUCAAGCGUGCGGCGGAGGUGCUUGGGAUCUUGUGGGCAAGAAAGGAUGCGAAUACUCUGAAUGAGGCUAUUCAGACAGAGCUAGGUCCGAAACUGGAUGUGCAAACCUCGCACUGGCUGGAUAUUUUGGAGGAGUUGAAGUGGGAGUUGAUUCUUGCAUGA